AUGGACGCAAUGCGCGCCCACCAUGUCCUACAUCGCAACGGCGCAAUGACUGAUUCGAUACCUCCUACAGACGGCAAGACAUUCGACCGCAUCUCUGCGCCUUUCGAACCACAGGAACCGAAAUAUCCCACUUCAGAACCGCCAUUUCCCGACUUCGAAGACCAGGGCAAGGAGGAGGAGGGCUUGUGUCCCAAUCAGUGGGCGGCUUCCGCUGAACAACAAGACAACAGUGGUAGUGACUCUGAAGGAGAGAACGUCGAAAUGUCAACUUGGAGGGGGAAGCCAUCGGUGAAGGGGAGUACCGAGACUAUGCGCAUGCUCUUGUUGACAUGCGUCUCGGUUGGCAUCACCUUCACAUGGGGUGUUGAAAUGACGUACUGCACGCCCUACCUUCUCUCGCUGGGACUUACCAAGGGCCAAACAUCGCUCGUCUGGGUUGCCGGACCUUUAUCUGGCUUGAUAGUACAACCGAUAAUAGGCGUCAUCGCGGAUCAGUCAAAGUCAAGAUGGGGCAGAAGGCGACCUGUCAUCGUUAUUGGGUCCAUCGUUACAGCAUUCGCUCUCAUGGCCCUGGGCUUUACCAAGGAGAUAGUGGCCUACUUCAUCUGGGAUCCGACGUAUGCCAGAGCGUGCACCAUUGCUGUUGCUGUCCUUUCGCUCUACUGCGUUGACUUUGCCAUCAACGCCGUCAUGUCUUGCGCGAGAAGCUUGGUUGUAGAUACUCUGCCGAUUGAAAAACAACAAAGCGGCGCAGCAUGGGCAAGUCGUAUGGGAUCACUGGGACACAUUAUCGGUUACGGUAUGGGGGCAAUCGACCUUCUCCGCCUUUUUGGAACGUCUUUGGGAGACACACAAUUCAAGCAACUUACCGUCAUCGCCGCUCUUGGAAUGCUCGUUACCUCUUCCGUAACCUGCUGGGCAGUGACUGAGCGGGUUCUUGUCACUGUCCGGCCCGAUCCUCGUCGUCAUUCGGGCCGCUUCAAGGUCGUGCGCCAAAUCGUGUCGACCCUCAUUACCUUACCUCCUCGCAUCCGCGCCAUCUGCUAUGCAGUCUUUUGGUCCUGGAUCGGUUGGUUCCCAUUCAUCAUCUACAGCAGCACCUGGGUAGGCGAGACCUACUUCCGGUACGACGUGCCCGCCGACACCCGCGGCUCAAGCGACGCCCUGGGCGACAUGGGCCGGAUUGGCAGCACCGCCCUGACCGUCUACUCAACCAUGACCUUCAUCAGCGCCUGGAUUCUGCCGCCCUUCAUCCGCGCGCCCGAGGACAACACCUUCACGCACCGCCCACCCGCCAGCAUCGCCAGCUUCGUCGAGACGGUCAACAAGUACAAGCCCGACCUGCUGAGCGCCUGGAUCGCCAGCCACCUCAUGUUCGCCUUCGCCAUGUUCCUGACCCCCUUCGCCGCCUCGUUCCGCUUCGCCACCGUCCUGGUCGCCCUGUGCGGCAUCCCCUGGAGCAUCGCCAUGUGGGCGCCCACCACGUUUUUGGGCGUAGAAGUCAACAAGCUCAGCGGCGCUCCCGACCCCAUGUCCCCAUCCACUUCCACCACCAAUCCGUCCUACAGAAGACUAUCCACCAGCAGCAUCGAGAUGCGCUUCGUCAACGAGCCUAGCGCCGGCGGCGCUGUUGAGGAAGCCACCGCAGGGAACAGCAGCUCAACGGGCGAGCUAAGCGGCAUCUACUUUGGCAUUCUCAACAUCUACACCACCAUCCCGCAGUUCAUCGCCACCUUCAUGAGUACCAUCGUCUUCGCCAUCCUGGAACCGGGCAAGAGCCCGGAGCUGGCGACGGACGCGCAUCCGAGCGAGCACGCCAACACGGACGGACCGAACGCGAUUGCCGUGUGCAUGUUUAUUGGAGCUAUCAGCUCGUUGGUGGCGGCGUAUGCUACUGCUAAGAUGAGGGAUAUAUGA
This is a messenger RNA of Neurospora tetraspora, 1917 nucleotides long. RefSeq lists its product as uncharacterized. Gene Ontology annotation, cellular component: plasma membrane. The transcript is spliced from 4 exons. Gene Ontology annotation, molecular function: sucrose:proton symporter activity. Bases 1 to 1917 code for a protein of 638 amino acids. The record is from RefSeq and is a predicted model, not a curated record. Lineage: Eukaryota; Fungi; Ascomycota; Sordariomycetes; Sordariales; Sordariaceae.